Molecule: messenger RNA, 2292 nt
Organism: Closterium sp. Naga37s-1
Lineage: Eukaryota; Viridiplantae; Streptophyta; Zygnematophyceae; Desmidiales; Closteriaceae
Source: the annotation of a GenBank genome assembly
AUGGCGGAAGGCCUCUUCGCCUCCGCUGACAUGGCGGCGAGCAGAGCUCGAGGCGCCAUCUCCUCUUUCCUCUCUUAUCUCGCCAACUCCUACCCUUCUCCCGGCGACUUCUCCCCCUUCCCCGCCUUCCGCGCCCUUUCCGCCUUCGUCUCCCCGCUCCUCUCCCCGCUCUUCUCCCUCUUCCCGUCCCUCCCGCCGUCCCUCGCGCAUCCCGUCUCCUCGCUCUCUCACGUCAUCACCACGCGCGUCCUCCCCACACGCCUCCUCCCACUCACCAACUACCUCCUCUCGCCCCCCUUCCUCUACGCCUUCCUCCUCACAUCCGUCUACGCGCUCCUCCUCUUCCUCCUCUUCCGCCUCGUCACCUCCCCCACGCGCCGCCUCCGCCACAUCCCCGGCCCCCCAUCCCGCUUCCUCGUCGGCAACAUCCCCGACAUAGCCGCGCGCGAGUUCCACAUAUGCCACAUGGCAUGGGCGCGGCAGUACGGCGCGCUCUACAAGUACAUGAUGGGCCUGGAACCUAUUGUGAUUGUCGCGUCGCCCGAGCUCGCGCGGGAGGUGUGUGAGCGGCGCUUCGACGCGUUCCACGACCGGUUCCUUCUGACGCCCAACGAGGUCAUGGCGGACUUUAUCAUUUUCGGCAAGGGCAACUACUGGCGCCGCGUGCGCGCCGCUGUCGUGCCGCUGUUCCACUCGUCGCGCCUCGCCAGCUACUCCCCGCUCAUUAAUGAGUGCAUGGACGACCUGCUUCGCAAGCUCGACAGUCUCGCCCAGGGAUCACUCGCAGCCUCACCAUCCCAGCAGCAACAGCAGGCACUAAAGCCCCAGAAGCACGAGACAGAAGGAGAGGGAGAAGCAUCUCCACUGGCAGAGCCACCAGCGUCACCUCCACCUCCACCACCGCUGGAACCCACCUCUCCUGCUGCCGUCGAACCAGCUCAUGCAGCCACUCCGGCCGAGAGCGCACUGGAGAGCAGCGGCUUGCCAGAGGCUGUGAGGACAGGGAAGGGCAUGGCAGCAGCAGCAGCAGAGGAAUCCAGCCCAGAGAAAGACGCCCGCCCAGCAGCAGUGCGGGCAGCAGAAGACGCAGGGAGGAUGGCGGGAGAGAGUGGGGCGAGUGGGGCGAGUGGGCUGAGUGGGGAGGGUGGGGAGGGCGGCGGGUACGUGGAUGUGGCGCCGCUGUUCCACCAUGCGUCGGUGGACGAGGUGGGGUCUGCUGUGUUUGGCCGGCGCUUCUCCUCGUACGAUGGCGGCAAGCUCACAGGAGCGCUGCAGACCAUCCUCGAGCAGUUCAACAUCUCGGGCCGCAAUGCGCCGUGGUCAGCCCCGGUGCAGCUGUUCCACCUCCCUCUGGGCACCGUGCUGCGCCUUGCUCUCGAGUGCAUCCCCGGCACGCCUGAGCGCGCAGGCUGGCUCGCCAGGCAGUACACGGCUGCUGCUGUCCUCGCCAUCCGAGACAGCCCUCACCCCACCACCAGCCCCCCUGCUGCUGCUGCUGCUGCUGGUGCGGAUUGGGUAGAGAGCGAGAGCGCUGCAGGAGCGCAAGCAUCAGAGGCAGCAGCAGCAGUGGUGGGAGAGGAACGGGAGAAGGAGGAGAGGCCGGACUUUAUCUCGUGGCUGUCGAACAAGACUCGCCUGGACGACGGGUCAAAGCUGACGUUGAAGCAGGUGCAGGCAGUGGCGAUGGAGAUGGUUCUCGCUGGCUCGGAGACCUCUGCCACGACCAUGGGAUUCGUUGUCUACUUCAUUGCUAAGAACCCCAAGGCGGAAGCGCUGCUACUGAGAGAGGUGGACACAACCAUUCCAGACAGGCUCCCCACCUACGAGGACCUGCAUCUCUUCCCCUACACCGAAGCCGUGGUCAAGGAGACUCUCCGCCUUGUGCCGCCCGCACCCUACAUCGCACGCCAAGCCACCUUCGACACGACUCUCAACGGCCAAGCCAUUCCCAAGGGCACGCGCCUGUUCGUUGACGCCUACAGCAUCCACCACGACCCGAAGCUGUUCGCCGAGCCUGAGGCGUUCAAGCCGGAGCAGUUCCUCCCCGGCGGCGAGGCUGUAGGGGAGAAUCGGCCUCCGUGUGCGUAUAUUCCGUUUGGUGCGGGGCCGAGGAAGUGUCUCGGGUACAAGCUGGCCAUGCAGCAGCUCAUAAUUGGUAUGGUUCGCGUCUAUCGGCGCUUUGUGUUCCGCCUUUCGGAGAAGCAGAUGCGCGAGGAGGUUCCGAACCUGAGGUUCGGCGUUUCCAUGGCUGCUGCGGAAGGGAUUCAAGUGAAGGUCUUUAGGAGGGCUUGA